UGAAUUAAAAUAUUUUCACUGCAGCCUGUAAUGGAGAGGCCUGCUUUAACUGAGCACAUGCUGGAUUUAAGUUUUGGAUAAACUGAACAUACUUUAAAAAUGGGUGAUAAUUUACUGGAUAAUGAACUUAUUAAUACUCUCUCUAUUGUGUACAUAGUGUUGCUCACUCCCAGUGUAAUUGGGAGUUUUUCAGUCCUGGUGACCUCUAUAGUCAAAUGGAGACGUUUAAAAAAUCAGGUCCACCUCUUGGUGCAGCUGACCCUGGCGGACCUCCUGGCCGCCUUGAUCUUGAUGCUGACUAGUGUUUCGAACAAACUUGAAGCCAACACAGACAUCAUGUGCCAGUUCAGCCUUCCACUUUCUCUGACGUUUUAUUUCAUUUCAUUUCUCCUGGUGGUUGUUUAUGCCUGGAAGUCGAAGAACGCCGUACAGGGAUGGAGAGACACGGCCAAAGAUGAUGAUCACAGACGGAGUCAAUGCAGAAGAACAAUGGUAGCAAUACCGAUUUACAUCAUCGUGUGGGUAGUUCCACUCGCCUGUUACCUGGCUUAUGUCAUCGCUGUUAGGAUUGGAACUUCCCAGUUGAUUCCAGUUACCACUAGAUCCCCAGACAUGACCACCCAGAACAAUAACACAUCCUGCAACAGCUGCAUUUUAUUCUUGCACAUCUGGAACAAUUCCUGUUCAGUCGAAAGAACAGAAAAUAAGUUUGUAGAUAAAUUCAUCAGGAUUGUCCUCGUCAUCGUGGUGAUAUCAGUGAUGAUAGUGUGCUCAUUUAUUUACUACAAAGUUGAGAAGUGGUAUGAAUGGCGCACGCAUGGCGGGCUUUUUCCCAUAGAGGGAGAUGGGCGUUCAAGGAGGCGAUUUAAAAGAGAGCUUUCCACGGCACGGAAUAUGGUGUUUGUCAUCUUGAUUUGCUGGGCACCAGCCCUUCUCCUCAUUCUACUGUCUACUCUGAACCUACCAGACGUUAAACCACACAACCUUUUUGCACUUUAUCUUUUGCAGGCUGCAACGGUAUCCCUCCAAGGUUUUCUGAACAGCAUGGUUUAUGCCUGGAGGCGGCCAAACUUCACAGAGGCCGUUCUUGGGGAGAGCAUGCCCCUGCUGGGAUAUCACCACAUGGCCUUUUUUGAUGAAUCUUUAGUGAGCUGAUACUGUGAGGACCACUGUGGUGCUGCACCACACUGCACAGACCUUAGGGAAACCUCACCACAGCAUGCACAUCUGGGACUGAAACACAAACGGAACUAAACGUGACUAAAUGAAGUAAAGAAGGAGCCACAGACACUUUUUAACAAGUAAAAUGUCUUUAACUGUUAUUGUAAAUGCUGUUGAUUUAAUAUCUUUUGGACCAAAAAAGGUUUUAAUGUAUAACUGUGCCUUAUAUUUAUGAUUUUUUGUGUCAGUGUACAGUUUUAUCAAAAAUGUUAAGUAUAUCAAAUAAUUCUAAUACUCGUAACCAUUUUCCAUUUCUUUAUUUCAGUUGCUUGAUUAACAAUGAGCUUCUUUGUCCAGAUUGAUCAACUUCUUCUACCGUUUUGGUAAAAAAAAGAAAUGAUUUAAGUCCUUCAGCUGCAAUCUCAGUUCAUCGUUUAUAUAUAGUGUGGAGUCCAUAGGUGGUGAAGAGUUGAGAAAUGCACUUAUUGCUGUUAAAAAGGAACAUGCUAUCUGCUCCGUCAUGUUUGUGUGCAACCACAAGGGUUGGCAUAUCUCAGAAGUAAUCACUUGUGUUUAUGCAGCUGAGGUCACACACGAGGCAUGCCAGAUAUGUUGGAGUUCAUUUGCGCAGACACCAGGAGGAAGGUCCACAUAUCUUUGUGAUAUUUUCUCAUGUCAUUUGAGCCCAAUGUCACCAGCAGACUGCGUGGUUGGAAAAGCUGCUAAAUGAUGAUGUUUGUGGCGGAUUUUCAGAAGAACAGCGCCGAUUGUCACCUCAUUUAUGUGCAUUAUUAAAGAAAGUUUGAGCAAAUUAGAAGCGUGAAGAAUUAGGAAUGAGAAAAUUAGGAUAUUUUAUUUCCUGAAUUCUCCUCUGAGGUUUUAGCUUGUCUUAACCCUCACCAAACAAAAGUUAUUUUGUUUUAUUUUGAAAAGGCAGACACUAACUCAGAUAUCUGAUCUAAACCUUGGUCAGGAGGAUGAGGGCUGCAGGUACUUUUUGAAAAAGUGAAACGCAUCCUCACGAACUCUUCUUACUCCACAGUUACACUUUGGCUAACCCACAUGGGCUCUGUUUGAAUGUGUAGUCUCUUUUGGAUUGUUUAUAAUAUACAUUUAUUUUUUACUGCGCCUUACACGUCUACCCAUAAAAACACCUGACCAGUG
This is a messenger RNA of Nothobranchius furzeri (turquoise killifish), 2325 nucleotides long. Its product is annotated as transmembrane protein 116. NCBI's taxonomy places the organism in Eukaryota, Metazoa, Chordata, Actinopteri, Cyprinodontiformes, Nothobranchiidae. Gene Ontology annotation, biological process: adenylate cyclase-activating G protein-coupled receptor signaling pathway. Gene Ontology annotation, molecular function: G protein-coupled receptor activity. The record is from RefSeq and is a predicted model, not a curated record. Gene Ontology annotation, cellular component: plasma membrane.